Messenger RNA from Zootoca vivipara (common lizard), 2184 nucleotides. Lineage: Eukaryota; Metazoa; Chordata; Lepidosauria; Squamata; Lacertidae. The record is from RefSeq and is a predicted model, not a curated record.
CGGCUGCCCGGCAGCGCCGCCGGCAUGUCUGCGAAGGAGAGGCCGAAAAGCAAAGUGGUCAAGGAGAGCGUCACGCUGUUGCCUUGUUUUUAUUUCGUCGAGUUGCCCAUACUGGCAUCUUCUGUGGUUAGCCUCUAUUUCCUUGAGCUGACGGAUGUCUUCAAACCAGUUCACUCUGGAUUCAGUUGCUAUGACAGGAGUCUCAGUAUGCCGUACAUCGAACCUUCACAAGAGGCUGUUCCUUUCCUGAUGUUGCUCAGCUUGGCUUUUGCGGCACCCGCCAUUACGAUCAUGGUGGGCGAAGGAAUUCUCUACUGCUGCCUUUCAAAACGUCGGAAUGGCAUAGGAGCCGAGGCCAAUAUCAAUGCGGGAGGCUGCAACUUCAACUCUUUCCUUAGGAGAGCCGUCCGAUUUGUUGGUGUCCACGUCUUUGGCCUUUGUGCCACAGCUCUCAUCACUGACAUCAUACAGCUGUCAACUGGGUACCAAACGCCAUAUUUCCUGACUGUAUGCAAGCCUAACUAUACAUCACUCAACGUAUCCUGCUCAGAAAAUUCUUACAUCGUGGAGGAUAUUUGCUCAGGAACCGAUCCCAUCAUCAUCAACGAUGGAAGAAAGUCAUUCCCUUCGCAACAUGCCACCCUGGCAGCAUUUGCAGCUGUGUAUGUUUCGAUGUACUUCAAUUCCACGUUAACCGACUCCUCUAAACUUCUGAAACCGCUUCUAGUAUUCGCAUUUAUCAUCUGUGGGAUUAUAUGUGGACUGACUCGCAUCACCCAGUACAAAAACCACCCAGUUGAUGUUUACUGUGGCUUUUUAAUUGGAGGCGGAAUUGCCCUGUACUUGGGCCUGUAUGCUGUGGGGAACUUCCUGCCGAGCGAAGACAAUAUGUUCAACCAGAACCCACACAGAGAACCGUUGAGGUCUUUAACUGACCUGAGCCAAGAUCCCAGCAGAAUUUUACCAGGGAAAAACGUAAGCGGCAACGACGUCAUCCCCCCUCACCAUGCCGAGAGUAUGUUGAACAGGAACCACAGGGAAACUGGCUCCCUGACCAACCUCAAAAGGGCAAAUGCCGACGUGGAAAUUAUAACGCCACGAAGUCCGAUGGGGAAGGAGAACAUGGUGACUUUCAGCAACACGCUGCCGAGAGCCAACACGCCUGCAAUGGAAGAGUCGGCUCGCCGGAAUGCAACCAUCCAUGCAUCUAUGGAUUCUGCCCGCUCCAAACAGCUUCUGUCCCAGUGGAAGAACAAGAAUGAAAGCCGGAAGCUGUCCCUGCAGGUGAUAGAGACAGAUUCUGGGCAGUCACCACCUCGAGCAAUUGAAAUGAGGUGUAGCUCUGAGCCGUCCAGAGUUGGCGUCAAUGGCGAUCACCAUGGGCCUCCCAGUCAGUACCUGAAAAUUCAGCCCGGCAGCAUGCCAGGCUGCAAUAGCGUUGGCCUUUCUGGUGGGCCCAGAGUUUCUAUUCAGUCACGGCCGGGUUCUUCGCAGCUUGUCCAUAUCCCCGAAGAGACGCAGGAGAAUGUGAACACGUCUCCCAAAACGAGCUCCGCCCGAGCUAAGUGGCUGAAAGCCGCCGAGAAGACUGUCGGGUGCAGAAGCAACAGCCAGCCGAGGAUCAUGCAGGUCAUCGCCAUGUCAAAGCAGCAAGGCGUCCUUCAGGGCAGCCCCAAGAGCUCCGACGGCAGCACCGUCACCUGCACGGGCUCCAUCCGAUACAAAACCUUGACGGAUCACGAGCCGAGCAGCAUCGUGCGGGUCGAAGCCCACCCCGAAAACAACAGGCCCAUCAUUCAGAUGCCGUCGGAAGGGGAAGGAAGUGGCUCCUGGAAAUGGAAAGCUCCCGAGAAAGGAAGCCUUCGUCCGACGUACGAGCUCAAUGAUCUCAACAGAGACUCGGAGAGCUGUGAAUCUUUGAAAGACAGUUACGGGUCCGGGGACAGGAAAAGAAGUAACAUCGACAACAGCGAGCACCACCAUCACGGGAUGACGACCAUCAGGGUCACGCCAGUGGAAGGCAGCGAGAUUGGCUCAGAGACCCUGUCCGUUUCCUCCAGCCGUGAUUCUACGCUUCGAAGGAAAGGUAAUAUCAUUUUGAUUCCUGAAAGAGGAAGCAGCCCCGAGAACACCAGGAACAUCUUCUACAAGGGCACAUCCCCCACAAGAGCUUACAAAGAAUGA